Annulohypoxylon truncatum is the source of this 3270-nucleotide messenger RNA. RefSeq names its product VRR-NUC domain-containing protein. Gene Ontology annotation, biological process: interstrand cross-link repair. The transcript is spliced from 2 exons. Gene Ontology annotation, cellular component: nucleus. The coding region runs from base 77 to 2647 and encodes 856 amino acids. Gene Ontology annotation, molecular function: 5'-flap endonuclease activity; flap-structured DNA binding; 5'-3' exonuclease activity. NCBI's taxonomy places the organism in Eukaryota, Fungi, Ascomycota, Sordariomycetes, Xylariales, Hypoxylaceae. The record is from RefSeq and is a predicted model, not a curated record.
AUUUGAGUUCGCACUAUUUCUUAUCAUUUAAGAUUUUGGCCGCAAUGAUUUCCAAUCGGCAUAUAAGGUAGCAAUAAUGGAUGCAUUUGUCAAGAGAUUAAACCCAUCCUAUACUUCAAAAUCUCAGCCUAAUGGCAAGCACGAUCGUCCACCUCCCACGAAGAAGGUUAAAAGGGAGGAAGUCCGCGAUAGCGACGAGGAUUCAGAUCAGGACAUUAAAUCUAGCAGUCCAUCAUUGAAGCUAUUGCUAGGCUUUCGAAGAAUAGACAGUGCAACUUCUGAUCUGGAUGACGAUGCCUCGCAGAAUUCAGAAGCAGAAGUUGAACCCUCUCGGCAGAUCGCCAUUGAGAGCUCACUCCCUGAGGUCAAGUCUGGAAAACAAGCCCUUGAGGAAUACCAAGCCUUCAAAGCUUCACAAGGGGAUAACGAUACCGCAAAUGCUGAGUCGAGGCUCGAUUCGAGGAAAUGGGUGAGAGGCAAGACAUCUCUUUACGUCGACGCCUUCAACCUCGCUCUUAAUACAGUACUUGACGAGGAGUCUCACCUAUUCAACGAUGAAGAAAUGUACAUCUUUGAUCAAUGGAAUAAUUUAAGUUACGAAGCUCAGUUCCUGUACGUGCGAUUGUUCUUAAGGAAGACAGCAUCAUGGCACCGUAUAGCCCGCCUGCGCUAUCACGACGACAUCGCAGAUAUCGAGGCAGCCGUCGACGAGUUGCAGAGGAGUCGGGAUUUGCCAUCAGCUUCUUCUGGCUCUCCACCCGUCCUCGAAUAUGUAGAACCGAUACUUACGUCUCUAAGUCAGGACCCAUGUGUGCUUAACGAGAGGUUUACUUUCGCGGACAUGUCGGAGCAAUUCAUCACAAGUGUGGAAGAGGCCGUAGCACUUCUGAGUCUAGACGAGGUCAAAGCCUUAGCCAAAGAGGCGAAGGUCGGAGGCAAGAAUAAGGCAGAACUUGCAAAAUCCAUUUGCAGGAUGAGCAAUCAGCAAACUGGCCUCUUCGCGUUAGGUCUCCGACGCUCUAGCACUAUGGGUUCUGUAGACUCACCAGACAGGAGUACGCCUGAGACGGAAUCGCCAGGCCCAAGUCUUGGCGAAGACUCCAACAGGAGAAAGCACUUUCUCGAGAAAAUAUUGGCUGUAACCGGGCCUUGUAUAAGGCUCUCCUUACCUGUUUUUAGAUUGUUUGAAAGAGUUCACUUGGUCUUCUACAGGUCUACUGAAUGGACAGAGAAAUCUUUAACUACGAUUAUACUGGCAAAGAUAUCGAAGCGUAAUUUUCCAAAUUAUAUUGUCAGCAGGUCGGCCAACAUCUUCCCGUCCAGAGCUCAAUUAUUGGAGUUCGAAACAGCUAUGAGGACCGAGUAUGCUGUCGACAGCAUACUAGAAUUUAAUGGACCUGUCACAGAAGCAGAUUUCCGAAAGAUCGUCAAGAUAUUCGAGGAAAUCUAUCCCAGGUGGAAAACUUUGGUGCAAGAGGAACAGGAAAAGGAGAAGAGAGUUUACGAAUCCGGCGAAGGGGCUUAUUUGAGACGACUCAACCCUGCCCAUUCGUACACUCGUAUCGUUCAUAAAGCCGCGCAUGUGCUCGGUCGAUUGAAGGAGCAUCGGCGGGAGCAUGAAUUACUAACGGAAUUGCUCGAUCAACGUCUCUUCCAUUUAGCUCGUCGAGGUUCGUGGUACCAACGGAAGGCCCUUCUGGAGGAACAUUACAUGUACGCUUCGGAACUAGACCCCUCCUACAAAGAUCUAGAGUUGCAAAAGAAGCAUUGGAAACGAAUCGCAGUGGCAACUUGCGAGACCGCCCUAGAGGACCGAGAUUGCCAUCUAAUUUAUCAUUACGAUAUACAGAAACGUUUAGUCAAGCUCGAGAAACAGCUUAAGAUUCCGAAACGUUUGCAACAUGACUUCGGCCACGUCCGGCUGCAGAAGCCGGAAGAACACUUUGCUGAGGGUAUUCAAAUCAAGAAAGAUGACAUCGUAGGUAAGAAUGGACGGGAAGCGAGCACAAAGACAAUAUGGGUGGACGAAGCGGACGGCGACGGAGAAUGCAGCGUGGAAGCCAUGUGUCUAAGCUGGUAUAGAAGCCAAGGUUGGAAGGGCUAUCACGCGGAGGGCGGCAUCGUUAGAACGCUCUUCGCAUACCUGUUCUUCGAUAUUCUCUUCCUCUACAUGCCCAAUGUGUUCCAGACCGCGUACCAGACAUGCCCGCUGGACUUGCACACGGACGCCUUCUACCCUACUCGGGCGUCUGAGAUUAACCAUCGACUCGUCGAGAUCGCGAAUGGUGGGGCGGCAACGUUAAUCGAGGAGGUUGACCGGCGAGAGCGCGAAAACCGCACCUGUGUUGUCGGCCUCAAUUGGGACUACGAGUUAGAAGACCUCUUAGAACUAGCGAGCUGCUUUGAUGGUGCGGCGCUAGCCGCUGUAUGCAAGGUCAUGGCACAGGAAUACGGUCAAAGAGGCGGCGGUAUACCAGAUCUGAUACUUUGGAGAACAGAGCCGAACCGGGAAGUGAUGUUUUCCGAGGUGAAGAGUGCCAAUGACCGCCUCAGCGAUACGCAGAGACUCUGGAUUCACGUACUCACCGGGGCUGGCGUGAAAGUAGCUCUAUGCAAUGCAGUAGCGAAAGAAAUCAAGGAAAUUUAACGGGGAAAGCAAAAGCCCGCAAGAUCAACGCACAUACCAAUCUGGGGAGCUACCCUAUGGAACUCACGUUCUUCCGCCGUGGCCUCUUCAGUGGUACUACCUUGGUGGCGCUCACGCGUGGGGGUAUCCCGCCCCGAGUACCCUAUACAUACCUUCUUAUGUUAUGGUAACAUAUAAUCCAAGAUUGGCUGCAGGUAUCUACUCGACACGACAUGAUCUAUACUGCCUACCGACUCUCCUCAUCCAAGGAUCACCCUGAUUAGCCAGUCCCCAUUAACCCCAUCAAAUGAAAAUCAGCAAUGCCUCCAUCUCCUCCCUCUCGCAUCUAGGCAGUCUAUGGAAGUACACAAAUGGCGGUCAAUAGCUCGCGGAGCGGAGCCCCGUCCAGUCGAAUGUACAUCUCCAACGACGGUGUGGAUACUUGACGUUGGGACUGGCCGAAAGAAGCGUGAUGCGUCGUGAUAAUCCUUUACGCUCCUAGGAGCUAAGAAAGCACAUCGUUUUGGAGAGGCAUAUCGUGGCACGUUUCAUUGCUAUGAGGUGGUGUCGAUGAGAUAGUGAUUGGUACCGGUCGAGACUAUGACUUUGCGAAGAUGAGCAGAAAAAGUGCACUUUCUCUGCAU